Molecule: messenger RNA, 1172 nt
Organism: Cantharellus anzutake
Lineage: Eukaryota; Fungi; Basidiomycota; Agaricomycetes; Cantharellales; Hydnaceae
Exons: 9
Coding region: 28-915 (295 amino acids)
Cellular component (GO): intracellular anatomical structure
Molecular function (GO): oxidoreductase activity, acting on NAD(P)H, oxygen as acceptor
Source: RefSeq, a predicted model, not a curated record
UAUCCCCUUCUCCUUAGAGCCAGAAAAAUGCCUCUUCAGCCUAAACCGACCCCCCAAAUCCCUGAUAGCGUACUCCAAUCAUUCUCUUUGAAAGGGAAGGUGGCGGUAAUCACUGGUGGAGGAACGGGGAUCGGCUAUCAAGUCGCAAGGGCUUACGCUGAAGCUGGAGCGGACGUGGCCUUGUUUUACAAUUCAAGUUCGAAGGCGAUCGAUCUUGCGAAGGGACUUGAAAAAGAGUUUGGGGUUAAGAGUAAAGCGUAUAAGGUCCCAGUGACAGACUCGAAGAUUGUAACGGAGAGUAUUGAGCAGGUCGAGAAGGAUUUUGGAAGGCUAGAUAUCUUUGUCGCUAACGCUGGGACGGGUGGGGGUGGACCCGUCACCGAGAUGACGGAUGAACAAUGGCAUCGAGUCAUUGAUGUAAAUUACAAUAGCGUAUUUUACUGUGCGCGUGCUGCUGGAAGGAUAUUCAAGAAGCAAGGAUAUGGAAACUUUAUCGUCACGUCCUCCAUGAGUGCACACAUCGUCAAUCGUCCCAUAACGCAGGCUACAUACAACGGAACGAAAGCCGCGGUGACGCAUUUUGCCAAGUCUUUGGCGUAUGAAUGGAAAGAUUUUGCACGAGUGAAUAUUGUUUCUCCCGGAUUUUUCGACACAGAUAUGGGAGCUGCUCCUGAGGUCCUUGAUGUUGCUUUCGACACGGCUGUGCUUGGGCGUCAAGGAAACACGAAGGAACUCAAGGGCAUUUACCUUUACUUGGCGAGCGAUGCGUCGACGUUUACGACAGGAAGUGGUGAGUCCCUAUUUGCCGCUUUUUGGAUCGCCCUUUUGUUUGUUUGUUUGUUUUUUUCACCGAUCAAUGGGUGCCAUGUCGCCCUAUUCUUUGGAGAUCUGAUGUCGAGGAACGCAGAGUUUUAAUUGAUCCGUGGGAAUAUGCAUUUGCUGACGAUAUGGUUUUGCAGACGUUAUUGUCGAUGGAGGGUAUACGCUUCCUUGAGCGGACCCGCAGUUCAUUCUGCAGAGUGUGCAUAGAGAGAGCGCUUUUCCGUUGGGAGUGUCGCUGCGUUCAUCACUGAGAUCGGGUCCGGACAUCCGCAUGAAAUUCGAAAUGAUUAGAGUAUGUUGUAAUCCGGCAGUAAACACAGAAUACAAUAAAGAAUCUUUGCAAUAUUGCC